GGUGCACGGCUCGCCCGCACGACUUCGUCUGCCUAUUCGUCUCAUCAGCGCAGCCCGCGGCAGCUCUUUCCUACCAAUUUACCGCCUACAAAUGCGGCUGAUCGCCUUAGUAGAACUACUAUGACGAUAGAAGCGCUUCACUGCUUGCCCGAAGCGUUUGAAGUCCACCUCACCGCUUUUUGCUCCUUAGUUUCUUAACCUCUGACAUGCCCUCUGCAUGCUUCUUUGCGCGUCUACUCCCGUCUUUAUUUGCUUUCGCCCUCAACCUUGCGGAAUCUCUUCAGGCCAAUAAUGGUGAAUCCCCGUGUAAUGAAUGGGGACGCUGUGCCCAGACAUGCAUACAGAAUUGGAAAAAUCAAUCUCUUGUUGAAUGUGGUUGUGUUGAGGGCUUUCGCCUAGACAUCAAUCGUGUUUCCUGUCUUCCAGUAGAUCCAUUAGCGUCGUACCUUUUGAUAACCACUAGUGUUGGUAUUCAGCAGUCAUUUGUGGAAUCGAAGGGCGAGAGCCACUUCUUGUACAAUAGCAACACUCUUGCUGUGGCAUUGGAUUUUCUAUUAAGUGGCCCCAAGACAACAGUCUUUUGGAGCGACAUAAACACGGAUCAAAUCAACGCAGGGGAAGUUGUGGAAGGAAGAUUGAAAGAUGUGCGCUCCCUCGUGACGGGUGGUCUGGAGUCAGUGGAGGGCCUGGCCGUGGACUGGAUUGCGUGCAAUCUCUACUGGGUGGAGAGCAGGCACCAAGAAAUAGAGGUUUCAAGGUGUGAUGGUUCCAUGCGGGCAUCGGUUGUGGGCGAUGUCCGCCGCCCUAGAGGCUUGGCACUGGAUCCACGAGUGGGGUUCCUUUUCUGGACUGACUGGAAUGAUGAAAACCCACGAAUUGAGCGAAGCUACCUGGAUGGAAGCUCAAGAAAGGUGAUAGUUAAUGUGGAAGAGUACAGCAACCUGCCAAAAUCUUUGCCCAAUGGAAUCACGCUGGAUUACGCCGUCAAUAGAGUCUAUUGGAUUGAUGCUAGGUCUGGAUCAAUUCACACUGUUAAAUAUGAUGGAACAGGUCAUAAGAAAAUUCUUCAUUUGUCAACAUUUUCGAAGCCUUUCUCUAUGGAUGUGUUUGGCGAUUACUUUUAUUGGACAGACAUCACAUUUUCUAGUAUAUUUAAGGCUCAUCGAUUUUCAUUGAACGCUUCUCAGAAGGUGGUGGUCCAAUCCAGUAACACACUCUAUCAGGCUAUUAUUGUUCAUCCCUCCAGACAUCCUACAUACAAUACAACAAAUUAUUGUGCCUACAAGAAUGGCUUCUGCAGUCACCUGUGUGUUCUGGGAAAUGGUCAGCCAUUGUGUAUGUGUCCAUAUGGCCUGCAACUUGGUCCUGACAAGCGAACUUGUGAAGAUCAUGGACCUCUGGUUCUUUAUCAAACAAAGAACACAAACAUUGUUUAUUUUGCCCUCGCAAGUGAUCCUUCCCGGUGGAUUUAUCCUCCUGUGAAGCUGCACGCAACUGCAUUUGCCCUAACCUAUGAUAGCCAAAAUGAAAUUUUGUACUGGAUUGAAGGGAGGACGAUAAAAAGGCACAUGCUCAAGACCUACACCACAGAAAUAUUUGCAGAAUUUGGAUCCUUGGUGAAGUUGACUGCACUAUCGCUCGACUGCUUAUCUGGCAACCUGUACGUAGGAAACUCUGUGCAGCUCAACAGCGAAAUUCGCAGCCAGAUCUCGGUGUGUGCAACAGGCGGCCGGUACUGCAGCAAUCUCAUCUGGGAUUCUGUGCGACAUGUCAGUGGUCUUGCAGUGGAUGCUGCAAACAGACUUGUUUUGUGGAUGGAACGAGAGCGUUCGUCUGCUGACCAGGACCUGAUGACUGUUAAAGCUGCACACCUGAAUGGCUCUGUUACAUGGGCAUUGCAUACAUGGACCUGCCCUAAAAAUGCUGCAAUGAAAGGUUUUGACGUGAACCCUUUGCGAGAAGAAGUGUGUUGGAGUGACAUAAACAGGGGUGCUGUUAUGUGCAUCAGCUAUGGCACUUCAGCUAAUUUUUCUGAAGUAUUUCUUGCCCGUGGUGGCAGCCAAGACCACUUGGUAUUUACUGCUGAUGGGGAGAAGUUGUUGUACAGCCCUGGAAAUGGUAGCUUGUACUCGAUCAUCUAUGGCUCUCAUAAUGCACCAUAUCUAGUUUGGAACAGCACACAGCCAUUGAGCUACUUGAAGCAUACUAGUGCUGAUGACAUUCUGGAACAUUCUGCCUCAAGACACCCGUGCCAUCAUUUACCGGUGCCUUGCAAUGGAAUCUGCCUUCCUGAAGAAAAUGGCCACAGAUGCUUGCCUAUUGGAGGCUCGGACACUCUCUUAGUGUUUCUCCAGAAUCAUAGGACUGUAGUUUACCCUGUUGGGUCAGAUGCUACUGUGCCACCCCUCCUCUUGCAAGCAGAAUUCAGUGAGAUGCCCCUUGAUUCAAUUCAUGUUCUCUCAACUGAAGAAGCAGUAGUAUUUUCCAGCCGUGAACGACUGUAUUGGGCCCGCAUUGAUGGUUAUAAUGUUACUCCUGUGGCAACGUUGAAUAACACCAGAGUCACUGCACUGGCUGCUGAUGCAUCUUCAGGUCUUUUGUACAGAGCUGUGUUUAGCAGUCAUGGUGCCCGAAUUGAGUCUUUCUUUCUGAAUGGAACUGGUGUUAGUGUUCUGGUAGACACUGACCUUCACAGGGUCAAUGCUUUGGCAAUACACCCUUCUAGAAGACUUCUGUUUUGGAGUGAUGCUGGUGAAUGGCCGCGUAUUGAACGUUUUGAUUUGGAGACAAAGGAGAGGCAGACCAUAGUACAUGAAGAGUUGUUUCAAGUGUCUGACCUGACGCUAGACUUGGAGCAUGACCUAGUGUACUGGUGCGACCUGGGCACAGCUCGCAUUGAGCGAGCACGCCUGGAUGGCACUCGUCGCACCAGCAUAGUACUCAACAAGGGCCCGAAUCGCCACUAUUCCCCAGUUUCUGUGGCAGUCUUCCAGUCAGUACUUUUCUGGAUUGAUAGCACCUACUCAGGUGGCUCUUUGGUAAUGUUGGUCAAAAACAGGCAUCCUCAGAUCUCAACAUGGAGUCGAUUUCUUGGUCCAAACAUGUCUCAUCUGCAACUUUACAACAGGCACAUACUCCCAUAUCUCAAUGAGUCAAGUGAUAUGUACAGUUCUAACCUGAACCCUAUAAUGUCUUGCCGUGGUUUCUGCUUCAAUGGUGGGACCUGUUCAGCCAUUGAUGACGGCCCUGGUGGACCCACUUGCCAGUGCACUGCCAAUUUUACUGGGCCACGGUGCCAGUUCUAUGCAGCAUACAUCUACAAUCCACCCUUCUCUGAUGAGGAACCAGCUGAUGUGAAGAUAAUAGUGAUUCCAGUGGCUGUGCUGCUUUCUGCAUUCCUGCUGAUGCUGGUGGUUGCUUGGGUGAAAAGGAGGCGUGCUUGGCAGUCCACUGCAGUCUCCCUCUCUUCUGAAGAGGCCAAUCCAGCCUUAGCGGCACGCAUGAUUGAUAGCCAGUAUGAAACUUCUUUCUCAGAUAAUGUGUUGUUGAUGGGGACUAACCUGGCUUUUGAAGACACCGAGCCAGAGCCACGUCCUGGAAAUGGCAACAUGCUCAUUGGCCUUGAAUCAUUGCCCAGAAAGCCUUUGACAACAAUUUUAAAGAGCACAUGGCUACACCCAGUGUGAUCAUCAUCCUCAUCGCCAUUGUGUUGUAGCAUCAAAGUUUCUGGGCUGCAGCUUUUGGACUGCCAUUGCCAUUCUGCAAGCUUAAAUGGCUGUUCCUUAAUUCAGUGCAUCAUUUAGUUUUGUUGCUUUGUUCAGUCACCAUUUUUUGCUGUUUCUUUUGCAAGGACAACAGUCACAUAUUAACAAGGUACAUGAAAGCAACAACACUGUCAAAAGUUUUUAUUUUUUAAACUUAAUGUGAGCAAGAGGUUGUCACAUGGGAGAAGUGAUUGUCAUUGUCAAUGUGCCACUUUAUCUCCUGCGGCAAGAUGAGGGGUAAAAGUCAUUAAGCCAAUCCGGGGCUGCGGUGUGAUUUUUCUGUAUUCCAACACAUCCAUCAUUAAAACUUGGCUGCUGUUGCUAGAAAAUAAUUUGAAGAAUGCAUAUAUUUUCCGAAGCACAGCAUUUCAGAGUGAAAACAGGCGAGAGAGUGCAGGUGCAAAGCUAACUUGCCAGUGGUGAAGGAGAAAGGCCAUGUCCACAUUCAUGUAGCAUAACCAUAAAAGUAAGGCUAGCUUAUGUGUUAGCUCUUUGGUCACUUUUUUUUUUUAGUCUUUCCAUACUGCAUUUGAUUUGAACCAGGCCUGUGCACAUACAGUCGAGUGCAAAAGUCUAGAGACCACGGUAUAUGAAAAAAAUUAAUUUUUCCAGCACAGCUGUGCAACAUGAAAUUGUAUAAAAGCAUGGUGCUGGUAAAGCAGGCGCACGUGGACAGUACACUGAUUUCAGCCUUUAUGCCUAGGCUGAGAAGAAAAAAAAAUUUAGCGGCAACUCUGGUCCUUAAAAUUUUGCACUUGACUGUACAUAAAGGGGAUGAAGACGCAUGAUGUUAAUAUGCCAUUCUGAAUGCACACAGUCACAAAAUGAGAUUUGUGAGGUGAUGCCAUGUCUGGCCCCGCUAUACUUCCUGGAAGCUGUGCACUUUGGAAGGAAAUAGAAACUUGCCUAACAAUGAUAAUAUAAAAUGAACGAUACUUAUGAUUAACACAAGUUUACAACUUAGUUUUUUUUUGGUGGGUCAUUUGUUGUCUGUAUAGUCUUCAAACCUGUCGUUUUUAGAUGUUUCUUCUUCAGACCAUAGGAUAACAUUACUUCAUCUGAGGGAAGGAAUGAAGUGAAAUGCCUACGAGUUUGUGUGUCCAUCCAUAAUGUGUGUGUGCAUGCACUUCAAUUUGUACAGCUGUCCAGUUUUCAGAAUGCAGAGGAUGCACACAAUUGCUAUCUCUGCACGUACAAUUGCACUCUUGUUUCCUGGCUGUGUGCAUAGGGUGCAAGGAUAUUCAACUUUAGGUGGCUUCUGCAUUCUGAAAACUUGUGGGUGGCUGUACAUGGAGCAGCAAAUUACUGUCAACACACUUUACAGUGAAGUACUUAAACUUGCCUAUUGAAUGGACAUUUAAACCAUUAUUUUCUACAACUUUGGAUCAAAACAAAAAGCCAGUACAGGAGGGUUAUGUUUAGAAUUUUGAGUGUGCUGAACUUCCUGUGCCACCUUAAAGUUAAAUCUGGGUAUUCUACUUCAGUUCAUUUUGUAAUAGCUUAUGCACCAUGUUCAAAAUUAUUCAUAUAAACUAUCUUUAAUCUUAACAUGUGAAAAUAAACGGUGCAAUCACAGUGUUCGCAUUCACACAAUCUUGUAUGCAUAAAUGGUCAGCAGUGCUAAAUGACAAGUUGUGUUAGUCACCAUUGUGUACAAUUGCAAUUCCAGUGCAUGAACUGAGACACCUUUCAUUCAGGAAAAUUCAUCAAGAUUUUAUUUGCAGCUUUUUAGGUGUCUGUGGCAAGUCAUAAUAUGCAAGCAGUGAUUAGGGCUCUCACUGUUUUUAUUGGUGGUCAUGUGAUGUGCUUCAUUUAGCAGUUCGAAAAAUAGCUGUACAACUAGCUGUAGCUGCAUAUAGAGGUAACUGAAGCCUUGUGUUCUGUUUUAUGGAAACAGCAUGGGCCUUUUAUGAUGUGUUCUAAUGGUGAAAAAAAAACGAGUGCCAAGGCUGCUGUAACGUUUUUCAUGACUGGCAAGAUGUAGCAUUGCUUUCUGAAGUGCUGCAGCUAGAGUGAAUUGUGGAGUCUCAAACAUGUGCUUUAAAUGAGGGCAUUAAUUCUGCCAUGAAGCAUUUCUAUUCUCUACUACCUGAUAUUUAUUAUUUACCAGCUUAUGCAGUCAGCAUGUUUGGUCAUUUUUGGGCAAAUCAAGCCCUGACAAAUGCGAACACUCAUUCUAAGAAAGAAUAGUGGAUUUUGUGCUUUUGUCAGGCCUUGACAACUUGCAUUUUUGAGCUUUCAUUUUUGUAGAUCUGUUGUAUACAAGAUGGUGUUCCUCUAGUACCUUGUUUUAUUCCGACAUCCCUGACCCUGCCUUUUCAGUUUUCAAAAUGUUACAGAGGUAUGUCAAAGCAGAGUUUGAUAUUUUUUUUGUUGUAGCUGCUGUACUGUAAUUACAAAUUAUUUCCACAGAAAUAUACACUCUGCAGAAAAUAUC
Molecule: messenger RNA, 6201 nt
Organism: Dermacentor andersoni
Lineage: Eukaryota; Metazoa; Arthropoda; Arachnida; Ixodida; Ixodidae
Product: low-density lipoprotein receptor-related protein 2-like
Biological process (GO): canonical Wnt signaling pathway
Cellular component (GO): plasma membrane
Molecular function (GO): Wnt receptor activity; Wnt-protein binding
Source: RefSeq, a predicted model, not a curated record